Messenger RNA from Penaeus vannamei (Pacific white shrimp), 1966 nucleotides. RefSeq lists its product as uncharacterized. Lineage: Eukaryota; Metazoa; Arthropoda; Malacostraca; Decapoda; Penaeidae. The record is from RefSeq and is a predicted model, not a curated record.
AGUCAAGGUGUCGAGACGUGCGCGACUGCCUGCCUACUGAGGUAUACCUGUGUCCGUCAUUGGAAAGCCUUUCGUUGCCCUCGCCCGUGUGCCUCCAGUGCGUUGUUCUUUUGUUCAAAGUGAAAUGGAAAGCUCUCUCUGUUUCCUUUAACUGUGAGUGCUUAAUACGUACAUGAAGUGUCGACGAUUAAUAUAUAUAUAUAUAUAUAUAUUUGAUAGAAGGGAAGAAGAAAAAAAUAAUCGUGAAAUUAUAUAUACAUACAAAAACACAGUUAUUCUUUCUACGUGUUAGAGUGACCGAUGGAAGUGGCGGUGUUAAGAACCAGAAGUCGGUAACUUAAAUUCAAAGAACAGUGAAAGAAUGAAGUUACUGGUAGUGUCGAGUGACUUUCGCAAGUGUCUCAGAAAAGCCGCACAAGUUCCCUGCAAAACAAGUGUCUCUCAAGUUACCUACAGAACAAGUGUUUCUCCAAGUAGUGUGUCAAGCUGGGUACCAAAGUUGCGGCCUAAAUGUGGGAGCCCGCGGGUUAAAUGAAAAUUUUUAGACUGAUAUAUCUUGCCGUUAUCCUGCUGGUGCUGCUGUAUGUGGGCUCAGCAAUGGGUGGGAGCGGAGACAUAGUCCUCGCCGCAGCGUCGGAGAACGAGGUCGGCGUCUGCCUCUCCUUCAAACAUCGCAAAAAUCUGACCGACUGCUGCAACAAUACCGACAACAUGCAAAUCAUUCGCGUGUUCAAGACAUCCCCGAACCAAGGCAUCUUCCAUUCGUACAACAAGAAAAGGGUUCUAUGCUACGAGCUGAGGAGGAAGAGGUUCCGAGUCCUCAAGUUGAGGGACCUGUUUUGUCCCAAAGUGCGGCACAAGAGAUACAACCGGGCGGACCUCGGAGACGGCACACCCCGGUGCGAUGAUUACUCCCUCGCUGAUAUCAAAAACGAAACAAUUACAUUCAAAAAGAGAAAGUACCAGUGCAUGUUGUACGAAGACCAGAGCAUAGGCUUCACGUACAUUUCAGCGGAGAAAGAGGAUAAGUUCCUAGCGGUGAGAAACGGUAGAGUGCAGAAGGUCAGCAAGAAGAUAAAGGAGAAGCACAAGAGACUGUUUCGCAUCCCUGUGACCAACAUGGAAACAAUCGUCAACAACAGUAGAAACUGUGCUCGCUGAAGCUUACUUAGUGUCCCUCGUGGUCGGCAAAGGAAGAACGCUUAGCGACUGAAAUUCAGGACGAGAGUUUCGUCAGAGCAAGUCUAUAAUGUUCAACACGGUUGGUACCUCGUUUCGGCAUCCACGCCCCAAGGUCUCUACCGAUCUUGCACGCAUCCUAGAAGUCAGUAGGUCGUCAAGAACACAAGAAAUGUCAAUGCGAAUUGGCGUAAUCUAUUAGGAAAACUCCAGGGCCUACGAGUGAUGCGAUCCGCUCUGCUUUAACACAGUAGUAGGUUAAAGAAAAGUUCUUGGUCAUCACGGGAGCACUGCCACGCCCUGAGCGACGUCCGGCGGAAGCUGAUGUACUUAAUUCAGAGGCGACGGCGAGAAGGAAGGAGACCGCCCGCAAGGCCGCCCGUGUCUCGUCACAGCGGCAACCUCAGCAACAGAUCUGAAGACGGCAAGAUGGUGUAUAAACACUGUAUAAAAACCUUUAUGCUAGUCCCCACACUCUAGGUUAACUAUAUAGUCUAGUAAAAUGUAUUGUAAAUAUCUUUUGAUCAGAUUAUACUUUUUGUAACAAGUUAUUUUCAAGAUUGCAUUAUAUUAUGCAUUUCACUAAUGAUUAUUUUUAAUGUAAUCCUUUUUGAUAUCUUGCAAAUGCAGAGCAAUGCCAAAGUAUUUAACAGUAACCAUUCCAUGUAAAGUGUCCCAUAGCUGUAACCUAUCUUUCUACAAUUGUUAGUCAAGUACAGGAUGUGAUGUGAUGGCAAGGAUUCUUUUGUUUUAGUUAUUCUAUCUUUUAUUCUGUGAUUAGGUAACU